This is a messenger RNA of Pseudopipra pipra, 3187 nucleotides long. RefSeq names its product pleckstrin homology, MyTH4 and FERM domain containing H3 (gene PLEKHH3). Gene Ontology annotation, cellular component: cytoskeleton. The record is from RefSeq and is a predicted model, not a curated record. The transcript is spliced from 13 exons. The coding region runs from base 104 to 2515 and encodes 803 amino acids. Gene Ontology annotation, biological process: signal transduction. Lineage: Eukaryota; Metazoa; Chordata; Aves; Passeriformes; Pipridae.
CCGGUCCCGGCGGCGGCGGCGGCCGGUGCGCGGGGCGGGCGGGCGGCGGGCUGGUCCCGUCGCGUCCCGGUGCCGGUGCCGUCCCGUCGGUGCCGGCGGGGCGAUGCCGUUCCCGGGCGGGCUGUGGUGGCUGCUGUGCUGCCGGCGGGGUUUCACGCUGCUGCGGCGGGACUACGGCGAGGCGGAGCGGGAGGCGGACGGCGAGGCCGAAGAGGAGGAAGAGGCGUCCUUCGAGCUCCGCACCCAGGGAGACCAGGGAUCCCUGGAGGUGAGCCUGAGCCAGCCCACUCGUAGCAGCAGUGGCUCAGAGCGGUCCCUGCUUGUUGCAGAAGAGAUGCGCAGCCUCAUCAUGGAGAAGGGCCCAGGGCCAGUGGAGGAUGACCCUGAUGCUCUCGUGAAAGGUGGGGUUCUGCCCCAGCUGUGGCUGGUCCCAUCCCACAGGGACAGAGGCUGGCUGCAGCGGGAGAUGCGGGGCUGCAUGAAGACUCCCUGGAUUCGUCCUCGGAAGUACUGGUUCGUGCUGACACCUGACUCCCUGGACUACUACAGCAGCAAUGAGAAGGGGGCCCGGCGGCUGGGCUCCCUUGUGCUCACCAGCCUCUGUUCUGUGCUCUGGCCAGACAAGCAGCUCUACAAGGAGACAGGCUACUGGAGCGUGACGGUGUUUGGCAGGAAGCAUUGCUACCGCCUAUACACGGAGCACCUGAACGAGGCUGUGCACUGGGUGUGUGCCGUGCAGAAGGUCAUUGACAGCAAAGCACCCGUGCAGACGCCCACCCAGCUGCUCAUGCGUGAUGUGGAGGAGCACAGCAGCAGCCCCGAGGUUCUGGAGCAGAUCUACCGCUGCAACCCCAUCCUGCGCUACACCAGCGGCCCUCUCUACGCUCCCCUGCUGCCCUUCCCUUACGGCAGCCUGGACCAAAGUGCCCCUGGCCCCCGCAGCUACACCACGCUGCGUGAUGAGGCUGUGAAGCUCUUCAACUCGCUGCAGCAGCUGGAGUCGGAGCGAGACCCGGUGCCGCUGAUGCAGGGCGUCCUGCAGACCUGCCUGGACCUGCCGCCACUGGUGGAUGAGAUCUACUGCCAGCUGGUGAAGCAGACCACGGAGCCGCCGGCGCCGGGCGGGCAGGGCGACCUGCACUACUGGCAACUCCUCACCUGCAUGAGCUGCACCUUCCUGCCCUCCCCGCCUGUCCUGCGCUUCCUGCACUUCCACCUGGACAAGACUGAGAGCCGUUUCCCUGCUUCAGAGAUGGCCAAGUAUGCCUGCUUCAUCCGGGAGGCACUGGGAAAGACAAAGGGGCGGGAGUGUGUGCCUUCCCUGGAGGAGAUCCUGAUGCUGAUGCAGCGGCAGGAGAUGAUCUGCACCGUUCACUGCCCCGGGGCGCCUGCCUGCAGCGUGGCCAUCAGCUCCCACACCACAGCCGAGGAGGUGGCCCAGGAGCUGGUGUCGCGCCUGGGGCUGUCCCAGAGCCCCAACCUCUUCGCGCUCUACGAGCAGUCCCGGCGGCGGGAGCAGCCGGUGGGCAGUGCCACAUUGCUGGCUGAUGUCCUCACGAGGUUUGAAAACCUGGCUGGGGAGCAGCGUGAGCAGGACCCACCAUGCCGGCUCUGCUUCAAACACUACGGCUUCCUGGACACGGACAAUGUCCCACGGGACAGCCUGGAGUUCGCCCUUCUCUUCGAGCAGGCACACGAGAUGGUGCUGCGGGGCUACGUGCCCACGUCGGAGGAGACGCUGCAGACGCUGGCAGCCCUGCGCCUGCAGAGCCUCAACAGUGACUUCUCCACCCACGCGCCCUUCCCGCGCCUGGAGGAGCUCUUCCCGCCCCACGUGCUGCACGCCCGCCUGCCACCCCCACCCCACCGGCCCCCUGCCAAGUGCCGGGGGGCCCGGCUGCGUGCAGGGUUGCUGGCCGGCGGGCUCUGGGGCCAGGCACUGGCCAAGCAGCGGGCGGAGCGGGACCAGCGCCUGCGGGGCCGUCUGCGUGAGGAGGGGGCCAGCACCAUGGCCGCCAUCGUGGAGAAGUGGAAGCUGCUGCAGGGCAUGGGCCGGCCCGAGGCCAUGGCUGCCUACGUGGCCCUGGUGCGGGAGUGGCCUGGCUUUGGCUCCACGCUCUUCGAUGUCGACCUGCACGUGAGCCCAGUGGGUGCUGGGCCCCAGCGCCUGUGGCUGGGCAUCGGGGCCAAGGCUGUCUCGCUCUACAAGCCGGGGGAGCCUGAGCCCUUGGACAGCUUCUGCUACGGCCGCAUCUCCUCCUUCGGUGCCUCCGACAGCAGCACCUUUCGCCUCUCUGUGGAGGACCGAGACCUGCUUUUUGAGACCUCCCAGGUGGACGAGAUCGCCCGGCUCCUCAACACGUACCUCACCUCUGCAGGUGCCCAGCGGCUGCCCCGGCCCCAGGAAUCCCCCACCAGCCCCCCCACCUCAGAGUCCACUGUGCUGCCCCAGGGGCUCUGCCAUGGGGCUGGGCCCUGGCAGCACCGGCCACCGGUGGGCUCCUCCCACAGCUAGCCCGGUGGCCGGCGUGGCCACACAGGUGCUCUGAUGGCUGGUGCGGGAGGGUGGCCAGCCCAGCAGCAAGCGGCAGGUCUUUGCUGGCCUCCAGCUGUUCCGUGGAGCAGGGGGUCAGGGGCUCCUUCUCCCCCCACUGCCAUUGCCUUUCUGGUUAUUUCCUUAAUUUAUUUUGAGAUGCCUGCGUGCCCCACAUCUCCCAGCACUUUCCCUGGCGGGCAGCGGGGCCACCCCACCGUGGUCCCCCGCACUGCCCUCAGGCCUGUUCCUGUCCCCUGUACCCUGGUGCCUUCGCCUCCAGCACUUGUGCUGUCUGACUGCUCUUCCUGCGCCCCGGGAGCUUCGCCUGGGGCACAGGGUGCCAGGCAGCAGUGCUGUGCCAUUGUCUGUUUGUCUGUCUGUCUGUCCGCUGGACCCACCCCUCCUGGAAAGCUGCAGGCGGCUUUUGGCCUAGCCGCCCUGGGGACCUGCAGGCUCCUCCUGGCCGAGUGGCCAGGCCUGUGGCUCUGCGGUGGCCCUGUGGCUGGGCUCGUGUCGUGGGGGUGGCCAGUGGGGUGGCAGCUGGUACAGCUGGGGCUCAGCCCCUCAGUGUUGCCUCUGUAGAGUUUGUCAGUUCUGUCCUGGGGAGGAGGGGUUGGUUGUUUGUUUUUCUAAAUAAAUGCACAAAGGAAA